AUGGCAGCCUCUGCGUCCUCGCCUCUCUCUGUUCUGGGGUCAGUCGUCCACCCCAUGUCGGCCGUCGCAGCGAUCCUAGGUGUCUACACGGUCAUAAAUGCCUUCAAGCUCGUCAACUUCCUCCGCACAACCGCCUACUUCCCUCGAGUAUACUCCAUCUUCCAACCAUUCGCCCUGCCUGGCCUGCUUUUCCCAACGACGUCCUGGAAUAGUGGUCUUGACUGGCACUGGGCUGGUCGGUUUAAGACGUAUGCCGAAGCCGAGACCGUCCAACUCGUCCCACUUGUGUCGGGUAUCUCUAAUCUCUGGACAUCCAACGUCGACAUCGCGCGUCAAGUCGCUGUCGGCUCACAUCGGAGCAAAUGGUUCAAGCCAGAGGGGAGCAGCCAGGUGUUGUUGAUGUGGGGCAUGAACAUUGUUGCGGCUGAUGGCUCUAUGUGGCGCAAGCACAGGCGGGUCGUGGGGCCGGCCUUUGGCGUGGAUCUGUACAAGCUUGUCUGGAAGAAAAGCAGAGAUAUUUACAACGACAUGAUGAACGUAGAAGGCUGGGAUCGGGAGGGGCGGAAGAGUGUGGACAUUCCUGUGGUACAGCAGUACAUGCUCAAGUUUGCCUUUCUUGUUAUCAUCAAUUGUGGAUUCGGAUUCCCGUCAACAUGGGCGGUACCUCCCAGUAGCAAGGAUGGAACAAUGCCGAUACAAGAAGCGCUUCGUCUCGUCAUUGAACACAACAUGCUCCUGUUAUUCCUGCCGAAAUGGAUCUUCCGCCUCCCAAUUGCGAAACUUCAGCGCGUUAGGGCAGCUCGGGAGCGGCUCAUCUCCUUCAUGCACGAACAAAUCGCCAAGCGGCAAGAAGAUGUCGCGUCCGGCAAGGAGUUGCAGUCUGAUGCCUUUACUAUGCUUGUGAAAGCUAACCAAGAUGAGGACGGGAAGUACGCGCUCGACGAUGACGAACUGAUUGGCAAUAUUUUCGUCUUGAUGUUCGCUGGCCACGAGACUACUGCUCACACCCUUGCGGCAACACUUGGCUUUAUGGCUCUCCAUCAGGACAUUCAAGAAGAGGUUCUCCAGCAAAUUCUGGAAAUCGUUGGCUCGGAACGCGAUCCCGUGAGCAUUGUCAUAUUCUUGAUGAAGCGUGUAAUCAACGUGCAGAUCUUUGACGACUACGGCAAGCUUGAUAAGGUUUUAGCCAUCUUCUACGAAGCAGCCCGAAUGUUCCCUGCUGGACACGUUCUAAUUCGAGAAGCGUCGGAGGACACGAUCCUACAAGUUCAAAACCCUGUUGGAGAGGAAGGAACAACUUCAGUGCCUAUACAGAAAGGAACUCAGGCACGAUUUCAACUGAUUGUAGACAUGAUUGGCUUGCAGUAUAACCCCCGGUACUUUGACCAGCCUGAAGUGUAUCGCCCGUCGCGGUGGUACGGGCUGCCGGCUGAUUCUGAGGCCUUCACUGCCUUCAGUAUCGGACCGCGUGCGUGUCUGGGACGGCGAUUUGCUACGGUGGAGGCGACAUGUUUCCUUGCACUGCUUUUGCGCGACUGGAAAGUCACGCCAUUGUUGAAGGAAGGGGAGACCGAGAAGCAGUGGGGAGAGCGUGUGAUGCAUGCGAAUAUUGUGGUUACCCUUGGGGCACGCGAUAUUCCGCUUAGAUUCGAAAGGAGGCCAGUCCUUCAGCCUUAG
Mycena indigotica is the source of this 1677-nucleotide messenger RNA. RefSeq lists its product as uncharacterized. Lineage: Eukaryota; Fungi; Basidiomycota; Agaricomycetes; Agaricales; Mycenaceae. The transcript is spliced from 12 exons. The record is from RefSeq and is a predicted model, not a curated record. The coding region runs from base 1 to 1677 and encodes 558 amino acids. Gene Ontology annotation, molecular function: monooxygenase activity; oxidoreductase activity, acting on paired donors, with incorporation or reduction of molecular oxygen; iron ion binding.